CUUCUCCUCCCCUUCUUCUUUUCUUAUUUGUAACUCCUUCUCUUUUUUUUUCCUGCCAAAACUUUAAACUAAUUUUCUGCAUUAUACAUUUUGGGGCAAAACAUACAACAUUACUGAGAAGAAACAGUUACAGAGAAGGAUAAAUAGAAAGAUAUAGAGUAAUUUGUAAUUGAUAUAUGUAAUUUUCUUGCUUUCACGGGGGUACAAUUGAAAUUUUUUAAAAUGGACCAAAACCAACCUUCCUCAUCACAGAAUGAAAGCAGAAAGUCUCUAUUCGAGAGCGAUGUCGAUAACAAUAACAUUUUAUCGACGCCUACAGUAGAACCCAGCGUCAGUACUAGCACAUCAAAGUUUCGGAGAGACUACGAUACACUCUUGAGGGAAGUACUUGAAGAUACUUCUAAAGACGAUGUCGAACAAGCCAAUGACAAGGAUGCAUUUUUUGACAAUAUCGACAUUGACGUUAAUGCAGCAACAGCUGAAUUACCCGAAGAUUUGAGAGCAGCUUUAGAAGAUCGCGCUUUAGCAGAUAAAUAUUUAGCCAACUUGAAAAACUUUAUGAGCCACAGGAGAUCUCAAUCUUUCAAUUCCGAAUAUUCCACUCCCAAUACCCCAAUGCAACCGUCAUUUUCCAAUCACUCACUAUUAUCACCACACUCCAUCACUGAUAAUCCAAUACAAAAGUCUCGGCAUCAACCAUUAGACCCUCUGAUGAAAGUUUUGAGUGCUAUACCUUAUCAUACACGGCUCAUCAAUGGAGUGUCUUCAUUGACAACCUUGGAACAGAAGUUUCAUGCACUUCGAAUUCCCGAGUUGGAUUUGCCUGCCGCGUCGGAUUCUGUGAUUCAAACGAGGCUUAACGGACUUUAUAAAAUCAGGGAUGAUCUGUUUAUUCAUCUCAAUGGUGGCCCGUUAGGCAAUAACACUGCUAACGCGUCUUCUUUAUCACCGUCAACACCCGCAAUCGGAAUAGGAGCAAUUAGUGAUUUUAAAAAGCAAGAAAUUUUGGAUUUACUGGAUGAAACCACGAAGGAAAUCGGCCUUUAUGAGGAAUUUCUAAAAAAAGCAAACUAUUUAUCUUUGGAGAGCAUUUUACAUGAGGCCUCUGAUAAUGAUGAUGAUGAUGAUGAUGAUGAUGACAAGGAGAGCUUAUCAGAAACCAUUAAUGAAACUGGCUCCAGUUUAAUUCAUUUUGAUACCUCAUCUGACUUAUCGAAAUACUCAACAAGAACGCCAUCUUUUAAUUUAAGCUUUUCAGCAAGAAAUCAAACAUUCUUAAGCAGCCCGCCCCUUACUGAUCAGAUGCUAAGGCAAAAAAUGGAGUUAUCACCAUCCAUUUCACGCCAGUCAUCGCUUACAGAUUUGAAUCUCGAUAAAGAGUUGCAAACUCAGAGAGAAGCCAACAAUAAUGUCUCUGAGACUUGGGAAGCGUUUAAAUGGACACCGCUCAUCAAAAUCUCAGAUCAAAUUUAUUCAGAAGAAGUGAAAAGGGAACAUGGGCUAGUUACUGUCAUAACAGUUAGUGGCUUAAUAGCAAUCGGAACUACACGUAGCUUAGUGUUUGUUUACAAUUAUUCACAGAAUCUGAAGUGUAUCCUUGGUGAUACAUCUCGUGCACUAGAAUUAGGCUCAGUUACUUCAUUAGCUGUGUCUGCAGAUCAUACGACAAUAGCAUGUGGUCAUUCUGAGGGGUAUAUUCUUGUAUGGGAUAUCAAAAAACCAGCAAACCCUAUACGUACCAUCGAUCCUAUUUCUGCCAAUCAAGUGGCGGGUGUACUAUCCGCUUUGGCGCCACAGCAACAAAUGCCACGCAAAGAAGGUCAUGUAAAAGGCGCAUCUAUCUUGCACAUUGGAUUUGUAGGGGUCAAGAGAUCAGAAAUUGUAUCCGGAGAUGACCAAGGUAUGGCGUUUUAUCACUCAUUAUACAAAGUUCUCAUGGUCAAUGCAGUAGACACCACUCGUAUUUUGGGACGUUAUCAGAAUUUGUCAUUGACCCCAGAGAUUCAAAGGGCUCAAAACUUAUCAGCACAAGCUAAAACUUCAAAUACAAGUGGUCGACCAUCCAUUUCACCUAAGCCCAGAAAACCUAGUACAGUAUUUGUUAUGCAACCAUUACCAUUAGGGCAGAUCGCUCAUCCUGCAGAAAACUUUGGUCUGGUAGCUUUACUAACGCCCUACAAGAUGAUUAUUGUCGGAUUAAAGCCUACGCCACAGACAAUGUAUAAAUUCUUGAAGCCGAAGAUACCUUUACUGCAGCAUUUGGAACAAAGCGACGAUUUGAAAAGCGAUAACGUACACUUACUAGCAGAGUCAAUUUCGGGAUGUAUAUCGUGGCUGCCCGCAACUAAAGUCAUCGAGAAGGGAUACAAGGAGAUGGUUAAGGGUAAAGAUACAUCAAUACGAGCAUCCGAUCCAAUGCUUGCAUUUUCUUGGGGAAAACAACUCUUCAUCUUACGUGUACUUGUGGAAAAUGAAGGAAAGGCUACUACUGCCAAGGGAAAGGUGCGGUCCAUACCAGGACCAAAUAACAAAAAAGGCCGUGCACUUGACUUUGUCAAAAUAAGCGAUUGGGAAUGCGCAGAAUCAAUUGUAGGGAUUCAAUGGAUUAACAGACAGAUUCUAGUUCUUUUUACUGCCAAUGAAGAGAUGAUCCUUUUUGAUCCAAAAAAUAUGAUCGCUACCGAACAUACAAGCAUUCGGACAAAGCAUUUGGUAUAUCAUGACUGGUUCAACAACCCAUUGAAGGAGAUGCUCAUAAAAAAUAGCAACGUUAAUGAAGAGGAAGAAAACAGUGUCAGAAAGUAUGAUAAAAAUAUUGAAAUGGCUUAUUUUGGAUCAAUUAAAUGUUAUAAAGGAAAGCUAUUCUUACUUGGCACGGAUCAAAUCUUCGUGGGUACACUUUUGUCUUGGGCUGACCGAAUACUAGCACUUGUCCAAACAGGUGAUUUUUUGGAAAGUAUUUCGCUUGCUACCGCAUUUUAUAAUGGGGUCGGUGUUCAAACUGUUAUAGGUUUACCAGAAGAUGAGAAAGCACGAAAAGCCGUUGUAGGCGAGCGUUUAAUGGAACUACUGUCAGCAUCCCUCAAUUAUACCUUUUCAAUGAAGCAAAAUCAUGAUGGUAUGACCGACGAAGAAGUUGCCGGUGGAGAAACUGUCUUAGUUCAGAAUCUUGCUCGUGCCUGCAUUGAAGCUUGCCUCAGUAUGAACAAUACUGAAUUAUUGUUUGACAUCAUUUAUGAGCGCUAUUUUGCAGAAUAUAAUGCAGAAGGCAUUUUCCUUGAAGUCCUAGCGCCUUCGAUCACAGCUGACAGAAUACCUGACGUUCCACCCUCGGUUAUGAAGGACCUCGUCGACCAUUAUAGUCGAAAGCGCCUUUUGGACGAGCUCGAACAAGUGAUAUGGCAUGUUAAUCCUCAAAACCUCGAUAUUAACCAAGUAGUAAGUAUGUGCCACAGAGAAGGCAUGUAUGAGGCAAUGAUGUACGUAUGGAACAAGAGUAUGCACGACUAUGUAAGCCCUCUCGUUGAAAUGUUGAAAGUAAUAAGAACAGUGCUUCGAAACGAGAGCAAAGAAUACACUGAUAUACAGCAAAAUGCUGACAAGCUAUUCGAUUACCUCAAGCUUAUAUUAACCGGAAGAUCUUUUCCUGAUGGUGCCCCUAUGUCAAACGCUGAUGAGGCAAGUGAUGCACGAAGUGCUCUCUAUUCGUUCGUGUUUUCUGGACGGUGUGUGGUAUGGCCUCCUGUCGGUGGGAAACUUAUUCUUACAGCAGAUGAAGAGGAAGGUGUAUCAGAACCUACCUAUCCUUAUCUACGGCUACUACUGCGAUUCAAUACAAAGAAGUUCCUUCAAGCGAUGGAGGUUUCCUUUGAAGACCCUUGGCUAAAUGGUGGAGAAGAUAUUCUCAGUUCACGUUUUGAAGAUGAAGUUCCUGGCAAAGUCAUCUCACGUCAAAUUAUAGUAAAUACAUUGUUGGACGUCAUGGGAGGAGGCUUGACAGGAAAUGGAUUGCCAUUACCUCCACCACGACCAAAACAAUCCUUCUCAGCCUCUACAGUAACCUCUUAUAGUACUAACCGACAAGCGCCCAAUUUGCAUUUCGACAUACCAUCCUCUUCCUCCUCCUCUGUUUUUAGCGACCCGAACAGCCCACCAUCCUCAGCCUAUGAUUACUUAUCCAACGAGAAUAUUAUCCUGCUCUAUAUUUUUAUAGCAUCGAAUUUACACAUGUAUACCACCUUUAUUUUGCUACCUCCAAAGACGUUAAACAAAAUUCUAGUGCGGCUUGCAGAAGAUCAUGACCCUGAUACCCGUGCUGCACGUGAACAAGCUGUUCAAAAGCUAUUAACCGUUUACACACCUGCGAACGAAGAACAUGUAGUACGUUUAUUUGAAGAAGCUGGAUUUUGGAAAGUCUUAGAAGAUAUCUAUCGACGUGAUAAAAAAUAUGGCAAAUUGGUAGAAGCUUAUUUGAAGGAUGAUGACCGACGGAAAUUUGUAUUUGACUGUGUUGAAUCCUUACUUAGUACUUCGAGCGAGUUAAAUACUCAACAAAAGGAAGAAGUGAUACGUUUCUUUUUAGUACGGAUUUCUCAGAUUGUCGAAAUUGAUGGACAAAAAGCAGCGUAUAUCGUACAGAAUUAUAUAAAUGGUGAACAUGGCAAUAUUAUCCAUCGAUUAGAAGAAGACCAGGAAUUUGACGACGAAGAGGAUGAACAUUACUCCACAGCAGACAAGUUGAUAUUCUCUUAUCUGAAAGGACUAAUAGAGCCUACAGAAGAACAGGAGAAGAGAUUAAAGGACGACGAGGUUCACCGACAAUUUUAUAAAGGAACUCAAUUUUCGCACGUAGACAGUUCCAUCAUAGAACGUUAUGUAGAACUUCUUUGUCGGUUUGAUCCUUCCGGUGUUUAUAAUUAUCUCAAUACAAGAUUGGAUGAAUCAGUUUCUCUUACAAAACUACACCAAAUUUGCGAGAAGUACAAUGUUGUAGAUGCAGUUGUAUGGAUUAUGGAGAAAAGUGGAGAUGUAACAGGCGCGUUAGAAAAAAUGCUUAAUGUAGCCAGGGGGAAAAAUGCCACAAUAUUACGAGUUGUGAACAGCCACCAGUCGAAUAGCUCGGUAUGGACUUUUGAAGACCACAAUACGAUCAAUUCCUGUUUAAUAGGAUUGAAUGGUGUACUACGUGUGAGUAUAGGUUUAUGUGAGAAUAGUGGCAAAGCAGUGACCCCCAAUCAAACGAAUCAAUGUGAUUUAGAUGAGCUGCCUGAGCUGAGUCGAGAAGGGGAAGACAGUUCAACUGCAGAUGAAUCAACAGGGGCGAACGAUGAUAUCUUUACUUCUGACCACAUUGAUGAAACAGAGACAUUAUGGUUCCGUCUACUAGACGCUUACGUAGAAGGGUCAAUUGAUAUAUACAAUGUAUUCGGUGGCCAAUUACAUAAUAAGAAUAUAUCAGAAUUCACAGAAAUUCAGCAGAGGAUCACCUCUGCUUACAAAUCCUUUGUCCAGUCAAUUUUAACAUCACUUCUAUUGUCCACAUCGCAAGUCUCUUUGCCCCGCUUACUAUUAAGGCUCAUCCAUUCACAAGCUAAUGGUGAAACUACAUUUGCAGAUUUUAGGGAUAUCUUCUUGAGCAUGUUGGACACUUACAAAUAUGAGGGCAAGCUAUUAGAAUUGACCAACCGACUAUUUGACCAAGAUUUAUUCGGAACUUUACACGAUCUUGUAGCAAAGCGUGAAAGAGGCUGGAGACCCAGUAGAACCGUAUGUGAAAGCUGCGGUGAAAGUAUUCUGAACAUUUCCUUACUACAGCCUUCGUUAGCGUGGGGAUUUGAUGACGAAAAUGACAAGGAACUGGCAGGACGCGAAGAGGUACAUUCAAAGGAAUAUAUUUUGUUCCAUUGUGGGCAUAUCUUCCACAAGCAAUGCUUAAAUGCUCAACUUGGGGAGGUGACAGAAGAAUGUAGUGUUUGUCAAUACGGCAACCCACAAGCAGAAGUAUUAGACUCAAGAACAAAUGGCGUUUUAUCACCAAUUACACCAGACAUAAAUACUAUAUCUAUUUCUGCCAAAAACCACAAAGGCAAAGGAAAAGCAAUAGCUUAAUUUAAUGAAUUACCUAAUUUAUGUUUGUACAUUGUUAAAUAAACCGAAU
This is a messenger RNA of Mycotypha africana, 6157 nucleotides long. RefSeq names its product Golgi CORVET complex core vacuolar protein 8-domain-containing protein. The record is from RefSeq and is a predicted model, not a curated record. NCBI's taxonomy places the organism in Eukaryota, Fungi, Mucoromycota, Mucoromycetes, Mucorales, Mycotyphaceae. Gene Ontology annotation, cellular component: HOPS complex; late endosome. The coding region runs from base 223 to 6108 and encodes 1961 amino acids. The transcript is spliced from 7 exons. Gene Ontology annotation, molecular function: protein binding. Gene Ontology annotation, biological process: endosomal vesicle fusion; protein targeting to vacuole.